AUCUGAAAAUGGCGGGUUCUCAUGAUUCUGGUUCAUGCGAUUGCUGUGGCACUUCAAGUGAUCGCAGCAAUGCCAACUCUGAACGAAGGCAACAGCAAAACAAUAAUCAACCAAGACCACAGCAGCAGCAAAGACCCGUAUUACCACCUUUACCCAUACAACCGAUAUUACCAGCACCACCACCAAAUGCAUCUCUUGCUGCCGCUGCUGCUGCUCCACCACAACAACCACCGCUGCCGCUAGUACGUGAAAAUCUUAGAUUACCACCAGAUCUACAAAAUAAUAAUGCAAACAACAACAAUAAUAAUAAUAACAAUAACUUAACAACUCAUCAUAAUGUCGCCCACUAUGUGAAUCAAGUCAACUUACACUUGAAUUUAACCAACAACAAUCACCAACAUCAGGCACAACAAAAUGUGCCACAGCAACAGCAGCAACAACAACAAGCACAACCACCUCAAUUAGCACGUGAUUAUGUCUACAAUAACAACAAUAAUCACAUUUAUGUUAAUCCACACUCGUAUGAUACAAACACUGCCGCUAGUCUUACCACAACAGCCUCGCAUACUGCCACUGGAUCAACUGCAGCCGCAGUAUCCCUUAAUACCACAUCAACGGCAGCUGCUUUAGGAGCGGUGGCCUCCUUGCCAGCACCAGCUGGCGAUCAUGAGAAUAAUAAUGGCACGGGCACGGCUGCCGGCGGGGGUGAUCUUACACGCCAACACACAUCCACAACUUUGAGUACAUUGAAUACAUAUCUUUUCCCAUGCGGAGCAGACUCGGCCGGCACUAUAGGUGGCAUCACAUUCAACGGCAGUCAAUCGUGUGAUUUAGAUUCGAACUUUAGCCGCAUGGUGGCUGGUAGUGAGGGCGGCAGCUCAACCAUUAGUUCCGGCUUGGGUUUCAUCAACAAGAGACGCAUCAAACGUUUGUUUGGUGUCGGCAAUGGCGGGCCCUACACAUCGGCUCUUCGACGUCGCAGCUCCCAUUUGAUACAAUUUCAAACAGCCGCCCUGGCUGCCAAAAAGCAACAGCAAAUGGAACGUGAAGCUACGGUCGCCUCGGCAAAUGCAGCCUUUUACGAACAGCAGAAAAAGAAAAAAGAGAAAAAGAAAACCCCCGGCCCACCGCCUCAAGUUCGAGCUCAAGCCACUCGUCAAAUGGACGAUCCCAUGAUGAAUCGUCCUCGUCGCACUACACCCAAAUCCAAAGACAAGGAUGAUCCUCUGCAGCAGCAACUAAAUCCCUACGAGCAGAAGGAAAUCUUAUAUGAGAAGUAUUUUUGUUUAUAUGGAAUACAAAUUAAUUUAUAACAAUUCUAUGCAAUUUCAAUUGAUAAACCAAUUAAAAAUAUUUUAAAAUUUUA
Messenger RNA from Calliphora vicina (urban bluebottle blowfly), 1366 nucleotides. RefSeq lists its product as uncharacterized. Bases 9 to 1313 code for a protein of 434 amino acids. The record is from RefSeq and is a predicted model, not a curated record. The transcript has a single exon. NCBI's taxonomy places the organism in Eukaryota, Metazoa, Arthropoda, Insecta, Diptera, Calliphoridae.